UGUACAAUCGGACCUAAAACUUGUUAGUUUACUUGCUGCACAUCGCACAACUCUCGCAAUUUUUGAAUCCUUCCAUUAACUAAAACAAAGAAUAGCUAGCAUGGCUGUCAAAUUCGACAGGAGUGCAGUAUUGGGCAAUGGCAUAGAUGGCAUGGUGUUUUUGGGCACUUUUGCUGGAGAAGAAGUUGCCGUCAAGAGGAUCCAGUUAAGAAUGGACAAAGAUGCCAAUGAUGCCCGUCAAAGUCGUGAAGAAGAAGCCAUGAAAAAACUGGAACACCCUAAUGUUCUCAAAUUAAUUGAGGUUCAAAAAGACCUCGAUUUCAAGUAUUUUAUUUUGGAACUAUGCCUGGGAACAGUUAGCGAUCACAUCAAAGGAAACUACAAAGGCCCGAUGCCUUCCGAAAUCGACGGAAUGAUUCAAAUGGCUAGCGGAUUGCAAUAUAUUCAUUCACGGCAAUUCGUCCAUCGAGAUAUCAAACCAGGAAAUGUAUUGAUUUCUAAAUCCCACGUUCUGAAAAUAUCGGAUUUCGGAUUCUGCCGACCAGUUACACUUUCCGGAAGUUUUUCAAUGUCGAGCGGACCCAAAGGCACCAGGAUCUAUAACUCGCCGGAAUUCCACGAUUCGGAAAACAAAAGCCCAGCGGAGAAGGAAAAAAUGCGAGCUAAUGUGUCAACAGACAUCUUUUCUUUAGGCUGUUUGUUUCAUACUUACAUCACAAAAGGCUGUCAUCCUUUCGCUAAAGGAAAGGUUACCAACGAGACCGAAACCAUCGGCAACAUCCUUAAUGGGAAUAAAUUUCUUGCAAGCGGCGAGUCUGGUCUUUCAAAGGAUCAUUAUGCAUUUUCAAUGAUCGACGGUAUGACGGAGAAGAUUGCAAAAGACCGUUGGAAAUUAGACCUAGUUUUGGAAACUCUGAAAAGUCAGAAACUGAUACUUCCACAGGAAUGAAAGACUAUAAGUUGAUUCUGUUUUCAAUUUACUUAUGAAACAGUUGAAAAUGCAUGUCGAAAGGCUAAAAUACAACAGCAGUUAAGCUUC
This is a messenger RNA of Daphnia carinata, 1039 nucleotides long. Its product is annotated as serine/threonine-protein kinase/endoribonuclease IRE1-like. Gene Ontology annotation, cellular component: IRE1-TRAF2-ASK1 complex. The transcript is spliced from 4 exons. Lineage: Eukaryota; Metazoa; Arthropoda; Branchiopoda; Diplostraca; Daphniidae. Gene Ontology annotation, molecular function: protein serine/threonine kinase activity; ATP binding; RNA endonuclease activity. The record is from RefSeq and is a predicted model, not a curated record. Bases 101 to 949 code for a protein of 282 amino acids. Gene Ontology annotation, biological process: IRE1-mediated unfolded protein response; intrinsic apoptotic signaling pathway in response to endoplasmic reticulum stress; protein phosphorylation.